AUGCCGACAAAAAAAACUAAUCAAAACACCAACGCUAAUCAACAACCCAAACUCAAGGAAAAAACGCAUAAACAAUCAGGUAAUGAUAAUACUCAAAAUAACAUGGAUAAGGAUGUAAAUUCAAGCGACCCCUUCAUCCUGGUUAAAAAUAAAAGAAUUCUUUCUUCCUCCUCGCAAGCAUCAUCUGUGAGUGCUACUUCAAAAUCUUCUCAGACACAUACGCACAAAAAAACAAAAUUGUUCCAAUCAACAAAUCGUUUCCAAAUCCUUUCUCAAGAGGUUGUGACUGGUCCUGACACACCAUUGCCUCCAAAUCUGGAUAAUGACAACCACGAUGAUGUUUUCAAACCUCCCCCUCCGAUCUUUGUGAGAGGUAUACGCAACUUCUUAGAUCUAUCAAAAGCACUCAUCGAACUAAUCGGUGUGGAUAACUUUUUCUGUAAAGCAUCCGCUGACCGUCUAAAAAUCCAAACAGCUAACCCGGAAUCAUACCGAUCCCUCAUCCAUUUCUUAAAAGACGAACAAGCAGAAUUUCAUACUUAUCAACUGAAAGAGGACAAACCUCUCCGUGUCGUCAUACGAAACCUUCACCCAACCACGAAUCCAGAGACAAUUAAAGAUGAACUUGAAAUCCGCAUGUUUCAUGUCAGACGUGUUACAAACGUGCUUCACAAAGUGACCAAAGCUCCACUUCCUCUUUUUUUCGUCGACUUGGAGCCACAAAUCCAGUCAAACGAUAUUUUUCAACUUACAUCGCUCUUACACACAAAAGUUAGAGUCGAAGAACCCUACAAGACCAAAAUAAUAAGUCAAUGCAAUAAUUGUCAAGAGUAUGGCCACACCAAAACCUACUGCGGCUACCCUCCGAGAUGUGUUCGUUGCGGUGCCGAUCAUAAGUCACCUGAAUGCCCAAAGCCACGUUCGGAUCCUCCAAAAUGCGCACUCUGCUCAGGUGACCACCCGGCGAGCUACAAAGGAUGCACCAUCUAUAAAGACCUCCAGCGUGCCAAAAAACCAACUUCUAAAGGUAACUUUGCACCAACAUACUCUAGACCCAACUCAUCAAAUGUUAAAGAUACUCAUCCCUCCAAUGACACUCACCCAAAUCACUCUAAUGCUCACACCCCCACUUAUGCCCAGGCCACCUCUGGCAGAGCUACCAACAACACGACUUCCGAAUCAACUACUGAUUUAAAUAUUACUAUCACUAAAUUCCUUGAGGAUUUUAAAUCUCUGAUUAAUCCUCUCUUGUCACUACUUACCAAAGUAAUAGAAAAGUUACUUAUCAAAGCAUAA
Messenger RNA from Macrosiphum euphorbiae (potato aphid), 1296 nucleotides. The record is from the annotation of a GenBank genome assembly. Lineage: Eukaryota; Metazoa; Arthropoda; Insecta; Hemiptera; Aphididae.